CGCAGCGCCCGUUCUAAUUGUUUGUGUCGUGAAUCCGGAACAGCGGCCAAUAAUCUUGGGAGAACCCAUUUAAUCGCAUACAGCUGCGGGUUUAGUGUGUCUCUCAUUCUCUUUGCUUUCCAUUUGUGUGUGUGUGUAGGGAGCAAAACAACUAAAUUAGUGACGCUUAAUUGCUAAAUUACCCAAGUGUUAAAUUUACUUUUGCUUUACUCUACAAAUAAAUAACUUCAAAAUGCUGGAUGUUCCACAUGAAGCCAAGGUGCGCGGCCACCAGCGAGCACCCUCCGACUCAAAGGAGUUCCAUGAGGUGACCAAACGGGAUGCCCUGCGUCUGCUGGAGCACGAUGUGGACCGCCUGCUGGAGACCACCGAGAAGGCCCGCCAGCCUGCCCUCAAGGCAGAAAUGGGUCGAUUCGCCGAUCUGUUCGGACGUUUCAUUCAGGAAGAGGGUCCCGCAUUGGACUGGAACAAGAUUCAGAAGCUGCCUGAGAAUGCUGUGAUGAACUACUCGAAUCUAAAGUCGCCCCAGAACGAGCAGAAUGAGAUCCGCAACAUGUUGGAUAAAUUGGUGGUCAUCAAGCUGAACGGUGGUUUGGGCACCUCCAUGGGUUGCCAUGGUCCCAAGAGUGUGAUUCCCGUGCGUUCGGACCUUACUUUCCUUGAUCUGACCGUGCAGCAAAUCGAGCACCUCAACAAGACCUACGAUGCUAAUGUGCCGCUGGUACUGAUGAACUCCUUUAACACCGACGAGGACACCGAGAAGAUCGUGCGCAAGUACAAGGGAUUCCGUGUGCAGAUCCACACCUUCAACCAGAGCUGCUUCCCGCGCAUCAGUCGUGAGCACUACCUGCCGGUGGCCAAAGACUUCGAUGUCGAAAAGGAUAUGGAGGCCUGGUACCCACCUGGACACGGUGACUUCUACGAUACCUUCCGCAACUCUGGUCUGCUGAAGAAGUUCAUCGAGGAGGGCCGCGAGUACUGCUUCUUGUCCAACAUCGAUAACCUGGGCGCCACCGUCGAUCUGAACAUUCUCAACAAGCUGGUGGGCGAGGAGCGAGCCACCACUCCUGUGGAGUUUGUCAUGGAGGUCACUGACAAGACCCGUGCUGACGUUAAGGGUGGUACUCUCAUUCAAAUGGAAAACAAGCUGCGCCUGCUGGAAAUUGCACAAGUUCCCCCAGAGCACGUGGAUGACUUUAAGUCGGUUAAGACCUUCAAGUUCUUUAACACCAACAACAUUUGGGCCAACCUGGCAGCAAUCGAUCGUGUUUUGCGUGAGCGUACCUUAAACAUGGAAAUUAUUGUAAACAACAAGACGCUGGAGAACGGAACCCGUGUCAUUCAGCUGGAGACUGCUGUGGGUGCGGCCAUGAAGUGCUUUGAUGGCGCCAUCGGCAUCAAUGUGCCACGCUCCCGUUUCUUGCCCGUGAAGAAGUCCUCAGAUCUGCUGCUUGUCAUGUCAAAUUUGUAUACCCUUAAAAACGGCAGCCUGGUAAUGUCGCCACAGCGAAUGUUUCCUACCACGCCACUCGUCAAGCUGGGUGAGAACCACUUUUCAAAGGUGAAGGAGUUCCUGGGUCGCUUCGCCAACAUCCCGGAUAUCAUUGAGCUGGAUCACUUGACCGUGAGCGGAGAUGUGACUUUCGGUCGUGGCGUUUCAUUGCGCGGCACUGUGAUCAUCAUUGCCAACCAUGGCGAUCGUAUCGAUAUCCCUGCUGGAGCCAUUCUGGAGAACAAGAUCGUGUCUGGCAAUAUGCGCAUCUUGGACCACUAAAUCAAAUCCUCUACAAUUGGAUAUCGUCUCACUAACUGUAGCCUAAUUUUCUAAGUUUUAUGUAGUAGCCAUGUUCGCGGUUUAAAAUUUCCAAUUACGAAUUUCAUUUAGCCAAUUGUUGUAAGCACAAAGUGUGUCAUCUGUAUAUAUCGUUAAGUAGAAACCAGUCAGGUUUUUUAAUCAAAAACAAAUUGCAAUAUGUUUUCAAAAAUGUUAGUCGUUCAAACGAGAUAUAAAAGAUAGCAGCUGUUGAAAAUCAAUAAAGGCAUGUUUAUUUCUAUAAA
Messenger RNA from Drosophila yakuba, 2058 nucleotides. It is a transcript of the gene UGP, whose product is annotated as UTP--glucose-1-phosphate uridylyltransferase. Gene Ontology annotation, biological process: UDP-alpha-D-glucose metabolic process; glycogen metabolic process. The record is from RefSeq and is a predicted model, not a curated record. Gene Ontology annotation, cellular component: cytoplasm. The coding region runs from base 233 to 1774 and encodes 513 amino acids. Gene Ontology annotation, molecular function: UTP:glucose-1-phosphate uridylyltransferase activity. Lineage: Eukaryota; Metazoa; Arthropoda; Insecta; Diptera; Drosophilidae. The transcript is spliced from 9 exons.